Messenger RNA from Aphis gossypii (cotton aphid), 2041 nucleotides. RefSeq lists its product as uncharacterized. The record is from RefSeq and is a predicted model, not a curated record. Gene Ontology annotation, molecular function: protein dimerization activity. Lineage: Eukaryota; Metazoa; Arthropoda; Insecta; Hemiptera; Aphididae. The transcript is spliced from 8 exons. The coding region runs from base 125 to 2041 and encodes 638 amino acids.
UACUGCUGUGAACGGUUCUCCCGUCUCCGUGACCGCUUAAAAGUUUAUUGUUAAAAAUUAAAAUUUAUAUUAUUAUAAGGUAUUAAACUAUAAACUAUAAAUUUUAAUAAUAUUCAAUUGAAACAUGGGUCGCCCAAGUGUGUCAAAAAUUCAUUCUUAUUUUAUUUUUAAUAAGAAUCUAAAUGAAUCGGCAAGUAAAAAUUGUGAAUGUAAAAUAAAAGGAAAACAUGGCACAAAUCUAAAACGUCAUCUAGCUUCCCACCAUGAUCAAUUGUAUGAAGAAUAUAUGUCAAAAGAAUUAGAAAAAAAUAAUAGUUCAAACAAAAUUACAAAAAAAGAAUCACAACUUAAACUAUUCAACUUUUUAAUACCUAAAGUUAAGGUACAACUCAAUAAAAAAAUGAUAAUAGAUGCGUGUGUUGAUCUUGUGACAGUCAACGGACGUCCAUUCAGCAUGUUAAAUGAUACAGGCUUUCGGAAAAUACUGGAUCCUGUUUUAAAUGGAUUUCAGGAGAAAAAAUUUACCAUCAAUUCUUACUCGAUUAAGAAACAUGUACAUACAGAGUCACUUCUUAUACAAGAUGAAAUAACUAAUGAAGUUCAAUCUAAACUCAUUUCACUCAAACUCGAUGGUGUUACUAGACUAAAUAGAGCCUUUUUAGGUAUAAAUAUGCAAUAUAUCGUUGAUGAUUGUAUUAAACUCAGGACUUUGGGAUUAGUAGAACUGACAGAAUCACAUACAGGAAUAUAUUUAAAAGAAACAAUUCUUAAUGUUCUCAAAAAAUUUAAAAUUGAACAAAAACAAUUGUACACUAUCACUUCGGACAAUGGUGCAAACAUGUUAAAAGCAAUAAACUUGGUCGAAGAAGAAAUUUCAACAACAGUUGCAGCUACAACAGAAUUUAAUAAUGAGUUAAACAAUGAUAGUACUGAAGAAACAGUUGAUGUCAGUUCAGAAUUUUCAGAUUCUUCAUCUUAUGACAGUAGUGACAGUACUGAAGCUGUUCCAGUAACAAUAUUGGAUGAUGAACAAAUAGCUGUGUUGCUUAAUGAAGAUAUUGAAUGCAUUGAUAAAGAGUAUGAAGAAACAGAAUAUGUAUUAAAUAGAAUUGAGUUAGCAAACCUUGGUGAUAGUUCUAUUUUUAAUGGUAUUCGCUGUGUUGCUCACACUUUACAAUUAGCUGUUCUUGAUACAUUGAAGCACAACAGUAUAGAUAAAUUAUUAAACAAAGUUCGCUCAUUAGUUAGAAAGCUGCGCAACCAAACUUAUAUUUAUUUAAUCAAAAAGGAGAAAUUAAAACUGCCAAUUUUAGAUUGCUUAACACGUUGGCACUCUACAUUUGACAUGCUAGAGAGAUUACAACAUCUAAAAGCAUUUAUCCAAAAUAUGGCAGCAAAUGACUCUAAACUGAGAAAAGUUGAGUUGAGUCAUUUGGAAUGGCAACAAGUAGACAUAUUAUUUACAACUCUUCUACCCUCAAAAAUUUGUACUAAAAAAUUGCAAUAUGAGCAAUUGACACUUACUGAUUUUUAUGGGGCUUGGAUUGCUUGCAGAAUCGAAACGGAAUCCUUGAACAAUGUGUUUUCUAAUAAAUUAGUACAGUGUUUGAGAUCUAGGGAACAAAAUAUUAUGAACAACCAAGUUCUUCUAGCAGCAAUUUUCUUAGAUCCUCGAUUUAAUAAAUUGGAAAUGAGUCAAGUUGUUUCUAACAGUGCAAAUAUAGAAACUGAAAAUAGUAUUGAUGAAAGUUUGAAUAGUAAUUAUGUUGAUACAGAUAGACUUGAAGAUUUUCUGAAACAGAAGGAAAGUGAUAAUCAGUGCAGUUCAAUUUCAAGUUCAACUCCAAGCCAACAAAAUUCUCAAAAUACAAUUUCAACAAAAAUGGAAACUUUAUUAAAAACGUUCCAAUUAGAUGAAAAGAGAUUAAACCACAAAACAAAUAUACUAGAGUACUGGAAAACAAUGAAAACAAAAUACCCGGAAAUUUAUCAGCUAUCAAAAAUUGUGUUUUCUGUUCCGGCAACUCAAGUUCAAGGAUAA